Molecule: messenger RNA, 4856 nt
Organism: Procambarus clarkii (red swamp crayfish)
Lineage: Eukaryota; Metazoa; Arthropoda; Malacostraca; Decapoda; Cambaridae
Gene: RtGEF
Product: Rho-type guanine nucleotide exchange factor
Cellular component (GO): cytoplasm
Molecular function (GO): protein binding; guanyl-nucleotide exchange factor activity
Source: RefSeq, a predicted model, not a curated record
AGGGAGCUAAAUUUAGCAGCAAAUUCUUGGCAGAGUGUUGCACUCCCAGCAAGCUAAACAUUUUUCUCAGCCAUGUCGACAGUCAUAUUGGGAUUACUGAGGGUCUGUGGUGGGAGAUUGUGUUAGUGGUGGUUGUAAGAAGCAUGUGUUUUUGGUACUCUGUGUUGUGUCCCAUGAAGCACUCUUCAAGAGGCUGAAUGUGAGGAGUGAAGUAUAGCAGCAGUGAGCAUUCCAGCCAGAGACUAGUGAUGGCAGCUGAAAAUGGAAUACUAUUGGUUGAAGCAUUAUACUCGUUCAAGGGUAAAAAUAAUGAUGAGUUGUGCUUCAGUAAGGGAGACAUCAUCACUGUGACCCAGAAAGAAGAAGGUGGAUGGUGGGAAGGGACAUUUAAUGACAAGACAGGAUGGUUUCCUUCAAAUUAUGUCAAAGAAUAUAAGCUCUCAGAUGGUGGGUGUAUAUCGCCUCAGCCUGCUGAUGCUGACCUCAUCAGCCCUCAGCAUUCCCAGCAGCAACAGAUUUACCGUAAUUUGGUAUUAAAGGACAUUCUCGAGUCUGAACGUAACCAUGUAGCCGACUUGCAGGGUCUUUUGGGAUCACAUCUGGCUUCUCUCCGCAAGGCAGAAUUAUUAUCUGAAGCAGAGUAUAAACAGCUUGUAGGAAAUUUGGAAGAAGUCACUUUAACACACUCACAUCUGGUAUCAUCCUUGGAAGAACAAAGUGAGAGGCCAUCUCGUGACCAGCGGAUAGGUGGAGCAUUCCUCACCAUGGCUCCACAGCUUCAGAAUGCACAUAAGAUAUACUGCACUAACCAUCCUCGAGCAGUGUGCAUGUUAGAAAAAUAUAAAGAUGAACUCAAUAGCUUUAUGGAGUGCCAGGGUGCCACACGGCCAGGCAUCAUGGUGCUGACCACGGCCCUCAGUAAACCAUUUCGGCGGCUGGACAAGUACACAGGGAUGCUGCAGGAGUAUGAGCGACACCUGGAAGAGGGCCACCCAGACCGAGGUGACACACAGCGCUCAUCACAUGUUUAUAAAGAAUUGGCUUCUACCUGCGGUGCUAUCCGGCGGCAAAAAGAACUCGAACUGGAGGUGGUGACAGGUCGUGUGCAUGGCUGGGAUGGUGGAGAAACUCUUGGGUCCCUUGGAGAAAUACUGCGGAUGGGGUCGGUAGCAUUCUUGCCAGAUCACCAAGAUCGAUAUUUAGUCCUGUUUCCCACCGUGUUGAUCAUGCUAGCUGUCUCGCCAAGAAUGAGUGCCUUUAUCUUUGAGGGAAGCUACCCAUUAAGCAGCAUCCAUGUAAGUAAGCUGGAAGAUAGUGACCACCACAAGAAUGCCUUUGAAAUUUCAGGUCCAAUGGUAGAACACAUUGUAGCUGUCUGUCAAACACGACAAGAUCAGCUGCAUUGGGUAGAAGCCUUGAGUCAGCAUAGCCGUAUGGCCCGAUCCUCCAACUUUACCCCUCAUAAAUCCUCGUUAACCUCUCCCCCUGUACCCCCAGCUCAUAGCUCGUCGUUAAUGCCACGGCAGUCCAGCAUCACCAGUGUAACCAGUAACGUAGAUUCACCAGCAAGGCUUCGUCGAUCGGCUGGAGGCAAGGUUUGGAGUAUGUCAUGCCUACGACCUUCACCACCGCUGAGGCCUGGAUUGUCCUUACGAGAUGAAAAGCGGAAUCAGAGGCACAUUAAACGGAAAGAUGACAAGUGGCAUGAGGAUGAUGCACUGAUACUGCGAGUGAUUGAAGCUUACUGCACCAGUGCCAAAACCCGUUAUACCGUCAACUCCACUUUACUGGAUAGUCCUCAAGUGCUGAUUGCAGAGGAAGAGAAAAUCAUUGUUGAAGAAACUCAUGGCAACCAAAUUGUAAUGGAAGAAAAAAGCCUCGUGGACACAGUCUAUGCCCUGAAGGACCAAGUUGCCACACUCCUGCGUGAUUACCAAUCUCUGAAGAAAGCCUUUGAGUUUGAGCAACAGGCCUCAAGAAACUUGCGUAAUAUUAUGAAGCAACAUGUGUUACUGGGAAGAGAUGAUAUAGUAUGGGAUGUGGAGGUGUAAAAGAUAAUGAAUACUGAAUUUCACAGUACAGUACUUUGUACUUGAGAUCUGUCCAUAGUCUUUUCAUCUUAACUUAGUCAUAGCCUAUGAAGUUAUAGCUAAUUGUCAAUUUGCAUAGAGUAAACUGUAUAAAAUAUACCUGAUAUUCAUGACACUUGGUUUAACUUUUUUUUGUUUGGUUGCUCUGAUUUUGGUUGUUCUGUUUAAUUCAGUCAUGAUUAUUUAACUAAAUUAGCAGAGGAUUUCUGUCAUUGGUGUAUAUCGUAUCAUUUAUUUCUGUAGUACCUGGUUAUAAAAGUCUUUUAUUUGUAAACAAUGCAAAAAUAAUGUUAGUUUUUGGUAAGGCUUCACAGUGGCUCCCUGUUGCUUGCAACCUAGUUAGCUUCACAUAUUAUAAGUCACACCAACCCUACAAGUCAUUAAAAGAAUACCUGGGACCCAAGGUGCAAAGAGCAGAGGAUUCAAGCUCAUCCUGAGAAAUAUGCCACCAGAAAAAUAGUGAAACACUACAAGGCAAAUCGAAACAACUCUGAAAACUAGAUACCCAGUAGAUUGGUCAUUCACCCAUUAGUAGCACCAGGUGGUAGGACUGGGAGCUCUUGGACUGGCUGGUGGAGACCCUCAGUCAUUGGCCUGGUAUAGCAACAUUCACUAGUGCACCCCAUGUCACAUUAGCCCUUUGGGUCCCAGUUUUCCAGUUAAGUGUUGGCUAUCCUUUGGACCUUAUCCUGUGGAGGCCAUUUGGUUGUGUUUGUUUCAGCUUUUAUAUAUGUUUUAGGUGCAAGUAUUUGCCGUCCAUCGCUUGUUGUGUAGACUUUGAGAAACUGUUCUCCUCGAAGUGCAUGGGUUCAAGGUUGCCUUCUUUAGGCACUCGCUGGUGUUGCCUCUUCCUUGUCUAGGUUGCCUACCCUGAUGGGUUUGGGUGUCUGUCCUUGAGGAGUGCCAGCCUCCUGUGGAGGGUGCCUUCCACUGGGUUGUACACAGAUAUGUGAAUCCUCUGCGAGGCUCAAGGUUGAGGGGCCGUUGUAAUCUUCUUUGUCUGGGGUUCUUCACACUAGCUGUUUUGUGGGUUUCCCUUUUGACGGCGCUGUGGGGGAGAUGCCUGAUUUGUUUAGCUCUCAUGGUCUCACAAUGCAUGAGCCUUCUGGGGCUUGCAGUGGAAGUGGUCCUUAAUCCCUUCUUUGAUGUUGAGGAUCCAAGACCACCAGUCUCUCUGCAGCCUCUAUUGGUCAUAGCAGAGAGGUUGGAUGAUGGCGUGGUCAAGUUAACCCCUGCUCUGUGGUGGGUGUCCCACUUGUUCUCAGUCCUCAAGUGGGACUUGCAGGACCUGCAGUAUAUUCCCAAUAUAUUUUAUAUUGAAUCACAUCAUUUCCUGUCCAACUUUCCACAUGACUACCUUAGCUCAGGUCUGCCUGAUGUGGCAGGCAGAUUCCUGGAUGGUGUCCCAGGAUCUAUGGGACACCUAUUGUCAUUUAUUUAUUUAUAUAUAUACAAGAAAGUACAUUGGGUUUGUGAGGGAUACAUAGCAUGGUAUUUACAUUCUUGUAAAGCCACUAGUAUGCGCAACGUUUCGGGCAGGUCAUGUAUCCAUUCAUCUCCAGUUUAAGGACUGGCUGAAUUUUGGUGUGGGGUGUCAGGCUUACCAUUACAGUAUUGGGUUCUUCUAUUUCGCUAACAGCCCCAUUCAAAGCUGGAGAAUUGCUGACCUGGAAAGCGUGCAAAGAUCUAGAAUCCACUAGAAUCCACUCAAUAAAACGUCUAAAUUAUUGAGACUGCCUAAUAAUUUUAAAUUUGUAUUCCCUAGAGUGCAGGCGAGAUAGAUACAUAAUAAUUUACACAAAAAAAAUAUUAGGACUGGUCCCAAACCUGCACACAGAAAAAACAUCACAUGAGACCAGAAGGCAUGGCAGAAUGUGUAAAAUAACCCCACUGAAAAGCAAAGGCGUAAAAGGCAUGUUGAGAGAGAACUUGAUCAACAUCAAAGGCCUAAGACUUUUCAACACACUUCCCCUACACAUACAGGGCAUAACUGGCUGAUCUCGCGCAGUGUUCAAAAGAGAACUCUAUAAGCACCUUCAAAGGAUACCUGAUCAACCAGGCUGUGACUUGUACAUCAGUUUUAUUUGUUUUGGACUAAGUCCCCAGACUGUGUUACCCAUUCAUUGAUCUGGAUUCUUAUUACAGCCCAAGUGAGAGAGAGAAAUUUUUAAAUUACCUGUAUUACCCAGGUUCUCAGGUUUUUAACUGCUCUCCUAAAUAUAAUAUUUUGCCAAUGUGGAUAUGCACGUGUGGUACUAAAUAGGUAGCUAAAAAUAGUUAUGUAUAAUAGGAGUUUGAUGACAAUAUAGUGGUCACUGAUGGCAGCUCUUUGAAUAUGCUAGAGUGUGGAUUAGUAUUGUCAUAUAUAAUUAAAACCAGUUUUAGUUGUAACAAACCAUAGAUAUAACAAAUUUCAUUUGACUGAUAUAGUAUUUGUCAAAUUCCUUACACCAGAAGUAACAGUUUUGUAAUUUUGACUUUGUAAAUUUGUUUUUUCAAUACUACUGAAGAAUGAUCGUCUAUUUGCAAAUUCCUUCUGACAUUGCCAAUAAUAAUUUGUUUAAGGUUGAUUACUAGUAGUUAAAAAGUUUUAACCAUGAUGCAGAUGUUAAGAUUAUUUUACUAGAUAGGACACCACAUGGAGGAUGGUGAACACUGAUGUUAUUAUUUCUUAAUCAACUCAUGUGCUGUCUAUAUAUUCCUACAUCCUUUGUAUUAUAUGUCUAUACUGUAUUCUUUGAAAAUUUAUUAAAACAAAAGCAUUCA